Messenger RNA from Argiope bruennichi, 7224 nucleotides. RefSeq names its product multidrug resistance-associated protein 1-like. The record is from RefSeq and is a predicted model, not a curated record. Bases 267 to 4940 code for a protein of 1557 amino acids. Gene Ontology annotation, cellular component: membrane. Gene Ontology annotation, biological process: transmembrane transport. NCBI's taxonomy places the organism in Eukaryota, Metazoa, Arthropoda, Arachnida, Araneae, Araneidae. Gene Ontology annotation, molecular function: ATP hydrolysis activity; ATP binding; ABC-type transporter activity. The transcript is spliced from 28 exons.
UUGCAUGUCAUGUGUGUGUUUACUUUCUUUUCGGCACUGAAUAGGUGAUAUUUAGCUCCUCAGUAUGAACAAUACCUGUUAUCUUUCCUCAAAUAUUUCAUGAAUAGGCUGUAUCACAACCACUAUCUCAAACAGAACGACAUCUUUUAUCACCAUUCUUGUCUUUUUCCUUGUCAAUGCUGCCGAUACUUUUAUGUUCGAAAGAUUCCAAUUUUGGGGGCGGAUGAAAAUUAUUAAAAGAAAAAAAUAAUUUUUAAACAGCGGAUAUGGAUCAGAUUUGCUCAACAGAAUUUUGGAAUUGGGAUUUGACAUGGAGCACUACAACACCUAUUUUCACUUCCUGUUUCAUAAAAAUUGGACUGAUAUGGGCUCCCGUGGCUUUCUUUUGGAUUUUUGCUCCAGCAGAAAUAUAUUACAUGAUAAGGAAGAAAAGGAUGAAAGUGCCAUGGUCAAUUUUAAAUAUUUCAAAACUGAUUGUUGUGUUCCUCUUGAUGGUUCUGUCUUUAAUAGACAUGAUUUAUCAAAUGGUUCGAUUCACAAACACUGAUGUCCGUCCUGUUGAAUAUUACACACCCUUUCUAAUUUUUGUAACAAUGGCAGCAGUUGCUAUCAUGAUGCUUAUUCAACGGAGAAAAGGGAAAAUUACAUCAGGGGUCAUAUUUUUGUUUUCAUUCUUUUUCUGCUUAGGAACAGCUGGAGGAUAUUAUACUGCAUUGCAAAAGACUUUCAAUGAAAAUUUCAAUUAUGAUAAAGAGUUUGAAACUUUCCAAUUCUCUGUGAUAGUUCUAUAUUUUGCAUUUUCAUUCAUCUUAUUUAUUCUUAAUUGCUUUGCUGACCUGAGAGCCAAGCCAAGUCAAAUACCCAAGAGGCAAAGUCCCGAAGAAAGAGCAUCAUUUAUAUCAAUUCUAACAUUUUGGUGGUUUAACCCAAUGGCUAUUUUGGGUUAUAAAAAACCAUUAGCUGGUGAAGAUAUGUGGGAACUUAGUGAUGAAAAUAAAUCAGAAACUCUUCAAGCUGAAUUCAAUAAAUAUUGGAUGCCAUUAGUACAAAAGGCCAACAGCCAUCACAGUGAAGUAAAAGCGUCUCUUUCAAGAAGAUACUCUGAAAUGCCUAACGAUGAUUGCACAAAGGUCACAAUAUCACCAACUGAUUAUGAAAAAGAUAUAGCAAAGCUGAGCAUUUUGAAACCAAUUUUAAAAACUUUUGGUUGGGAACUUUUCUUUACUGGUAUUCUUAAAUUGGGAGCUAGUGUUAUAACAUUUGUCAACCCACUUAUAUUAGAUGAACUCAUUGCCUUUGUCGGAAGUAAUGAUCCAUUUUGGAAAGGAUUUGUUUUUGCUGCCGGAAUGUUUAUUGCUGCAUUGAUAGAAUCCUUUUUGUCCGGUCAAUAUGAAUACAGAAUAUAUGUGAUUGCCAUGCGAAUACGUUCCUGUAUUAUAUCUGUUGUAUAUAAAAAAGCACUUGUACUAUCAAACUCAGCAAGGAAGAAUUUCACUGUAGGUGAAGUGGUAAACUUGAUGUCAGUGGAUACCCAAAGAGUAAUGGAUUAUGUUCAGAUGGUAAAUCUCUUAUGGUCAGCUCCACUGCAGAUAGUUAUUGCCAUUUAUCUUUUGUGGCAACAAUUGGGAGUUGCCACUCUUGGAGGUCUAGCUGUUAUGAUUUUGAUGAUUCCCCUCAAUGGAGUUAUUAGUGUAUUUAUUAGAAAUUUCCAGGUAAAAUUGAUGAAGGAUAAGGACAAAAGAACAAAACUCAUGAAUGAGAUUAUGAAUGGUAUAAAAGUUCUGAAACUAUAUGCAUGGGAAAACUCCUUUAUAAAAGAAGUAAUGAAUAUCCGAUGUAUGGAAGUUGCCAGUCUGAAAGCCCAAGCCUACUUAAACGGUGCUGUUACUUUUGUCUUUUCUUCAGCUCCCUUCCUGGUAUCUCUUGCAAGUUUUGCAACAUAUGUAUUAAUUGACUCCAGUAAUGUGCUGGAUGCAAACAAAGCUUUCGUGUCAUUGUCAUUAUUUAACAUUCUUCGAGUUCCAACAGCUCUUUUGCCUAUGAUCAUUACUUUUACUGCUAUGUUUGUAGUAUCCCUUAAAAGAAUAAAUAAAUAUCUCCAAGGAGAUGAAAUUGAUCCAGACAUUAUCAAGCAUGAUCCCUCAGAAAAGGACCCUGUAAUCAUUGAAAAUGCCACAUUCUCUUGGACUAAAGAAGAUGCUCCUGCUCUAAGCAACCUCAAUUUCCGUGUCAAAGAAGGAUCUUUAGUAGCCGUGGUUGGUCAGGUUGGAGCUGGAAAAUCAUCCCUUCUUUCAGCCUUGUUAGGUGAUAUGGUAAAAUGGUGUGGGAAAGUUAAUGUAAAGGGAUCUGUUGCCUAUGUUCCUCAGCAGGCUUGGAUUCAGAAUGCCACUUUAAGAAAGAAUGUUCUGUUCACCCAACCCUAUGAUGAAAAAAAGUACAAAACAGUUCUGGAAGCCUGUGCUCUUGCUCAAGAUCUUGAGAUCCUGCCUGGUGGAGAUAUGACUGAAAUUGGUGAAAAAGGUAUUAAUCUCAGUGGUGGUCAGAAACAACGUGUAAGUUUGGCCAGAGCUGUGUAUAGUGAUGCUGACAUAUAUUAUUUGGAUGACCCAUUGAGUGCUGUGGAUGCACAUGUUGGUAAGCACAUCUUUGAACAAGUGAUUGGGCCCAAAGGAAUGCUCCAGAAAAAGACUCGCAUUUUGGUGACCCACAGAAUAAGUGUUCUUCCUGAAGUAGACACAGUAAUUGUUCUUCAGGAAGGUCGAGUAAGUGAAAUGGGAUCGUACAAAGAAUUAUUAGCUAAAAAAGGAGCUUUUGCCGAUUUCCUUAUUCAAUUUCUCCAAGAAAAUGCUGGUGAUAGCGUUGAAGAAAUUAUGCUACCUGAUGAACUUAAUUUAAUUCAGGAAAUUGCUGCAACAGUUGGAGCACCACCAGAAUUAACCAGGCAAUUAUCAAAAAUGAGUGACGGUGGCAGUGAUUCUGAUUCUGUUAUGAGUAAAGCAAAGAGAGGUUCCUCUUUAUCUAUUGCUGAAGGAGGUGAAGGUCUUAGAAAAAGAACUAAAAGCAUGUUUGAUACACCUGAUAAAAGACCGGGGAAAUUGAGUAGAGAAAUUUCUAAACCAGGUGUGGAUCGACGUCAGUCCACCAAACCUGAAGCAGCUGGAGUGAAGCUCACAGAAAAGGAAUCGAUGCAAGUUGGUUCUGUAAAAAGCUCUGUGUACUUUGACUACAUAAAGUCUUACGGGUAUUGGAAUUUCUUCUGGACAUUUAUAUGCUAUAUAUUAUCAAAUGGAUUCAGUGUUGGUUCUAGUCUUUGGCUUAGUGUCUGGAGUAAUGAUUCCUUGAAUCCUGAAACUGCAAAGGAUACACACUUAAGAGAUGUUCGUUUAGGAGUUUACAGUGGCCUAGGUGGCGGAGAAAUUGUUUUCACAUUAAUCACUUCAAUUUUGAUGAAUCUGGCAUGUCUACGAGCUGCCAAAAUUCUUCAUGAUGGGAUGCUGGAGCAUGUAAUGCGAGCUCCUAUGUCAUUCUUUGACACCACUCCUUUAGGCCGAAUUCUAAAUCGAUUCUCUAAAGACAUCGAUACAGUUGAUGUUACUAUCCGUUUCAAUAUUCGUAUGGUGUUCAUUCAAGGAUUCCGAGCUCUAGGAGCAGUCAUUGUCAUUUGUCUUGAGACACCUUUAUUCCUGGUAGCCUGUUUACCUCUGGUCAUUUUAUACUAUUUCUUACAGAAAUUUUACAUCCCUACUUCAAGGCAGCUAAAAAGAUUGGAAUCAACAACACGUUCACCAGUUUAUUCACAUUUUUCUGAGACUGUAACAGGUGCCUCCAGUAUUAGAGCAUAUGAAGCAAGCAAUCAAUUCAUGCGUCAUUCCAACAACCUUGUCGAUAUUAACAAUGAAUCAUACUAUCCUAGUUUAGGUGCAAGUAGAUGGUUAUCCAUUCGUCUAGAAUUUUUAGGAUACACCAUUGUUUUUCUAUCUGCCCUCUUUGCUGUCUUCUUACGAGAUACUUUAAGUCCAGGAAUUGCUGGCUUAGCUGUGAGCUAUGCUUUGCAAGUGACAGGAAUUCUGAAUAUGUUAGUAAGAGCUACAGCAGAUGUAGAAACAAAUAUUGUUGCAGUGGAACGAUGCAUAGAAUAUACAAACACUCCUGUCGAAGCUGAAUGGAACAACAGAGAGACUAAACCAGAUCCUGCUUGGCCUCAAGAAGGACAAAUCAAUUUUGACCACUACUCAACUCGAUACCGAGAAGGCCUGGAACUUGUUUUGAAAGACAUUUCGUGUGUUAUUAAACCUAAUGAAAGAUGCGGCAUUGUUGGUCGAACUGGAGCAGGGAAAUCCUCAUUGACCCUUGCAUUAUUCCGUAUUAUUGAAGCCGCUGGUGGCAAGAUUUGCAUAGAUGGUAUUCAUAUAGCUAAACUAGGUUUACAUGAUCUGAGAAACAAGCUCACUAUAAUUCCCCAAGAUCCUGUCCUUUUCACGGGUACCUUAAGAACUAAUUUGGAUCCAUUUGGUGCAUACAAUGAUACUGCUUUAUGGCAAUCUUUGGAACAGGCUCAUCUCAAAAAUUUCGUCUCAGCCCUGGAGAAAGGUCUAGAACAUGAAGUGUCAGAGGGUGGAGAAAAUUUGAGUGUUGGUCAACGUCAACUGGUAUGCUUGGCAAGAGCUCUUCUGCGUAAGACAAAAGUACUGAUUUUGGAUGAAGCAACAGCUGCUGUAGAUGUGGAAACUGAUGAACUCAUCCAAUCCACCAUCCGCACACAAUUCAGUGACUGCACUGUCAUUACCAUUGCACACAGGCUCAACACUAUAAUGGAUUAUGAUAAAGUCAUUGUUCUCAGUAAAGGUGAAAUUGUAGAGAUGGACAAACCAGAAGAUCUUCUGAAGAAUGAAAACUCAGUAUUUUAUUCAAUGGCCAAAGACGCUGGGCUUGUUAAUUAGCAAGCACAUGUUUGAAGAUUCACGUGUUUGAAAAACUGAGUGACUUAGCAAUGUACCGAGUGAGCAUCUUUAAAGCUAAAGUCUACUUUCGAAUGUGUCUAGUUUGGAUAAUUUGUAUUGGUUUGUUUUAAUCAAAACUUUUAUCAUUUAUGUAUAAAAAUUCCUGCUGCUUUGCUUCAAAGCUGCUGUAUAUUUAAAAAAAGGAAAACAAAUCUGUCUUAUAGGAUGUAUAUAGAGUGUUGCAGAUUUUUAAAUAUUGUGUAAAUGACAAUGAAAAAAUGGAUUUACUUGAAAUAUUUGUCUGUCUUAAUUUUUCUGAAAUAUAUUUUACAUCCAUUUGUUAAAGAUUUUCUUUUUGGAAUUAAUAUAUUUCUCAAUAUUAUAAUUUAAUUUAUUAAUUAUUUUUUAUUCUGUUAUUGCUGACAGUCUAUCACUUUUUGUGGAUAUAUCUGACUAUCUAUUAUAAAAUCUGCAUUGUAAAAUUACCAUAAUUACCCAUAAUUGUUUAUUAUGGGAAACAAUAUGCAGUUACAGUAUUUGCAAAAGUAUUAAGGGGAUUUAUGCAUGUAUUCAAAAAUUUUAUUUCUGCCAAUCUUAUUAGUUAUGGCAGUUUUAUUAUAAGCAACAACUACUAUUUUGUCAGAACAAUAAUUACUUAUUUUUAGUUAAAAGGAUAUUUUUACAAAAACAGUAGACAAAUGCUUCUUGUUAGUUUGGAAUAAAUGUAUUUAAAAUUUACAAAUAAAAUAUUGGCAUAUUAAUACUGAAAUGUAAAAGGGAAAUUUUAAUACAUUUUAUUUAACUUAAUAUGUCAAAAUUGAGUUUUUAAAACUUAUAAAGACGCCUUUUAUAAAGAUAAUAUACAUAAAUAUAAUUUAAAUUUCAUCCUAAGUUUUUAUGAUAUAAAUAUUCAUAUGACGAUAAAAAGUCAAAAUAAAGCUUACUGUUAUUGUUAACAAUGGACAAUUUCUUUAAAAUUAGCUUUUAUGGUUUAAUAUCUACCUCUUUUUUUAUUCUCUAGUAAUAUUUUUAACAAGUAAUGAGUGGUUAUAAAGUAACUAUAAUGUUUGCCUCGAAAACAACAUUUUGCAUAUUUAUAAAAAUGGCAAGUCAAAAUAAUGUUUUUAAAAGUUCUAAAUUGAAAUUGAUCCUUUUUAUGUCAGUUAUAUUUACUAAUUUUUUGCAAUGUUGUAAUUCUUAUUACAAUCCUUAUUCAAAUAAUGAACAGUUUCAGAAUGAAAAAGAAACACAAAUUGCUAUUUAUUAACUUAUUAUAGUUUGCUAUUAUUAUUAUAGUUUAUCUGCUAUUAUUAUUAUAGUUUCUGUACUGAAUUCAUUUUGAAAUAUAAUUUCUAAACUCUCAAAUUUGGCAUUUUAAUAUUUCUUUAUCUAUUUUUAAUUUUUUUCUCCUAGCAUUGUUAUAAUAUUUUUUUGCAUUUUUAAAUUAUUUUCAAAGCAAAGGUGUUUCAAAUUAAAUUCUCUAAAUUCAAAGUUUUUUAUAAAUGUAUUAAAAGAAUUGUGUUAUAAAAGUUUCAAAGAUUUAAUGGAUAGCAAUUACAUUAGUAUAAAACCACAACAUUAAUGAUCUCAAAUGACAUCAUUUUUUUUUUCUUUUCAUUUUUCCUUUUGUUUUACUUUUCAUCACUUUCAUUUGUUUUGAAACUGCCAUUUUAUUUUUAACCACAGAUUUAGAUUUUUUAUUUUAACUUAACUAAAUGUAAAACCACAUUCAGUAAUGAAAUAUUUGGGAAAAGGGGUACAUUUUUCACUAAUAACAUUUUGCAUUGUAUUGUGUGAUAUUGGGUAAAAUAAAUUUGAAAGAAAGCUUUCAAAUUUUUUCUUUGUUACAGCUUGUCACUGUUUUGUAGCAUUAAUUUAUUUUGUUGUACUUUUUAUAGUUUUAUUAGCAUAUAAAACAUUUUUAGUUUGCAUGUAUGUUUUUUGCAUUCAUACAUUUUAUAUGAUAAAAAUUUGUUGAUAAAGGCUUUAAGGAGAACAGAAUGUGAAUAAUGUCAAGAAGUUGAAAUUUUUUUAACAUCUUGACAAUGUUAUGUUAUUUUUAAGUUAGUACCAUCUGGUGAGUUUGUGAAUAAAUAGCAGUGAGAAAGUGGAACUCUUGUACAGAUUAGCAUGAAAAACCCUUGCACAGUAUUGUUUUUGAAUACCAAGUAUUCACAAUAUAAUGUGAUUUUGUACAAGACAGCAGUAUUUUUUGUAACAGUAUACCAGAUUAUUUUCGAAUGGCUGUAUAUUCAGUUGCGUAAUAAAUUUUGUACCAUCGUCA